This is a messenger RNA of Linum trigynum, 6311 nucleotides long. The record is from the annotation of a GenBank genome assembly. Lineage: Eukaryota; Viridiplantae; Streptophyta; Magnoliopsida; Malpighiales; Linaceae.
GGCUAAUACCAAGAGGAAUACAAAAGAUGCUAAAGUUGUGGCAGUGACAUUGAGGAGUGGAAAGGCCUUGGAAGACCCUAGCAGCUCAAAAAAGGCACCAGAGGCAGAAGAGGAAGCACCGGGAGAAAGAUCUUGUGCAGAAAAUGAGGAAUCAGCCUUGCACAGGCAAAAUGAAAGCAGUUUGCCUGUGCAAAAGCAGCCUCCCCGUGCAAAACCAACGGGGGGAAAAUGUGAAGAGGGAGGAGCUAAAACCUUAUGACCCACCCGCACCAUUCCCUCAAAGGUUGAUGAAGCCCUUGGAGGACCCGAACUUCAAAAAAUUUGUGAAUCUCUUCAAGCAAUUGCACAUCAACAUUCCGCUAGCUGAGGCUCUUGAGAAAAUGCCCACAUAUGCCAAAUUUCUUAAGGAAUUGUUGACAAAGAAGAGAAAAUGGACUGAUUUGGAGAAAGUAACACUCACACCAGAGUGUAGUGUUGUGAUCCAAAAUAAAUUUCCAGAGAAGAGGGAGGAUCUGGGGAGCUUCACCAUCCCAUGUAUUGUUGGUGAGACAGAGUUUACAAAGUCGCUUUGUGAUCUUGGAGCCGGCAUAAACCUCAUGCCAUAUUCUGUUUAUAAGAAGCUGGGACUCCAAGAUGUGAUCAAGCCGACUCGAAUUACUCUACAGCUGGUUGAUCGAUCAGUAAAGGUCCCCAAAGGCGUGGUGGAGCACGUGCUAGUGAAGGUGGGAAAAUUCAUCUUCCCCGCCGACUUCGUCAUUCUAGAGAUGGAGGAGGACAGGGAAGUACCUCUCAUUCUUGGGAAACCCUUCCUAGCUACGGGGGGUGCUCUCAUAGAUGUCCAAAAGGGGGAGCUGACAUUCAGAGUCUGUGGGAAAGAGGUAAAAUUCAACGUAUACCAUGCAAGUAAGUACCCUAAUGACUCUAGUGAUGUGUUUGCGGUGGAUGUCAUAGAAUCAAGCACUGAUGCUAUUUUGAACAAUGAUUAUGAUGCUAAUUCUAAGUUUGAUGAUUCUGAUAAUGAACUUGAUGAGCUAAUCGUGUCAAAGAGGGCACAAAUGCUCGAAGCAUUGCCUAUGCAGGUGGAAGGUGAUGAAAAGGCUGGGUUUCCAAAGACAAUGGUUCCAUCUCGGGUCCAGCCUCCGGAAUUGGAACUAAAACCAGUGCCAGGUCACCUCAAGUAUAGAUAUUUGGGUAAGGAUUUCAAUCUUCUUGUUAUUAUUCCUUCUUCACUGACAUUGAAACAAGAAGAGUACUUGCUUGAGGCACUGCAAUACCACCUACGCCUCACUAAAGGGUCCAACAUGCAAGCUAAGAAGGUCAUACCCAAUUUUCGCACACCUGGCCCUGCUGAGGUGACUCAUAUGUUGGAUGGAGGUUAUGCGUUCUAUCAUUGCUUGGGAGGGUAUGCUGGAUACCUUUCCAUACCCAUUGGUUGAAAGCUCCAUGAACGUCAGGCUGAGGACGUUAAACAAGCACUUCUUGGGAGGCAACCCAAGGUAAGUUUUCUUUUCUUUAUUUUUCUUUUUAGUUGUGUCAAACCCAUGCAUGUUUAGAUUAGGAGUUGAACAUUAGGGACAAUGUUCCAUCCUGAGUGUGGGGUGGCGAGUCUUAGUGUUUGUUUGUUCCUUUUGUCAUGUGGUCGGUAAAAAAAAUCAAAAAAAUCAAAAAAAAAAAUUGCCAUUAGGUUGAGCACAGCCAAACUGCAUGCAGUUUGCCUGUGUAAAAAGCAGGCUGCCUGUGCAAAGCUAAUGUCUAAAAAACACCUAAAAUCAGGGAAAAUAAAAAACAAAACCUUGUACUCUUGUGGUAACAUGAUGUAAAUUACUGUGAUGCCUUGAAAAUGAGUUUGUGCUUGAAUGAAAUCAUCAAAAUCACCCCACUAGUGUUGAAUUGCAUAGUUCUUCACAAUGAGCUUGGAUGUUUUGACUGACUUGAUAUGCUUUGAAUGAGAAACUCUUUUAGCAACAUUCUCUUUUGUGAGGAUAGUGUAACGACUUUUGGUGAAGUAGUUAGGUGCAGAACAUUGACCAUUCGACAUGUUUGGAUACCGUGCUUACUUGCAUCAAUUGUGAGCUUCUGAUUUUGCAACGAGUCUCUGUUUUGAUUGUUUUAUGAUGGGGUGAACUGUAUCUUCAUAAAAGAAAACACUACCUGACAAGUAAAAUAUAAGGAAGUUGCCAUAACAAUUAAAGUGUGGGUAAAAAUGCCAAAAUCGUGUGAGGCAAUCACUCAUUGCACAUGGGGAUUAGGAAAGAUUCAAUUGAGAAUCGGUUCGCGACCGUACGAUGUUGCUUAUCAAGUACAAUCCCCAGUUGAGUGAAGUGCCAUUAGAGGAUGUGCAAUGACCCUCCACACGGACCGAGGAAAAGGAGUUAAAAGAAGCCCUUAUGCGAGUGCUAAGAAGCAGAAAUUGCUCUUGCUCGGUCACCGGUAGUAAGAAACAAAUCCCACUUGUACUAAAUACGACCACUCGGCAAGCAAAAUCAGAAAGAGAGAAAGCUUCUCCUUGUCAUAAAAGUUAGUGAUGUGCUUCCCCCAUUAGUUUUUGAGACUCAUGCUUAAUUAAUUGCUUAUGAUUGGUGUGAGUAAGCCAAAUUGUCCUCACGAGAUAUGCACCUCACUGAUGUGGUUAGAUUCUCCUAAUAAUUGUUGCACCAUAAGUUGUUAACCACCCACUAUUGACGAUCGAAAUUGAGUGUUGCUAUUUGAGUUUUUGGAUGGAUUUGAGUCAGUCAAUGGUUAAGGGUUGCAAAGACCUUGAGUGUGGGGUGAAAGGUAUGACCAUUAGAGCACAACUUAUCCGUUGAGAAAGAAACUACUGAUUACAACAAGAUUACAAGGAAAUUUUGUGUUUUGCUUUGAGUGUUUGAUUAGUGAGUCUGUGUUGUUUCAUUAUUUUGGAUGAUUAUGUGUUUGUGUUGUUUGAGUCGUUGCUUAGGGACAAGCAACAAUUGAGUGUGGGGUUCUGAUAUUCGCCUUUAAUAUAUCAGAUUCGUGAGUUUUAUGUGACUAUUUCAUGGUAUGUUUAAGCCGAUUUAUGUUAUUAUAGGGAGAAUUAAUCCGUAAUGGUUGAAAAGCCAUUACCAUUUUGUGUUGGAGUUUUGGUGUGUGUUUAGGUGAAAAGAUAGAUAAAAUGGCAGCACUGGAACUUCCGAAGCAGGAGAUGGCGAGAGGAAUUGGAUCCACAUUUCUUCCACAACAAAUAAUUGUGCCAAAGCCCAAAUUGAUGGGACUUUCAAUUAAUGCUGGCGGAAUUGGACUUGUUUGGGACGAGGAGAUUUGGGCCUUUAUGGAGGGAGAGGGCGGCCAUUUAUUCUGGGCCAUGAAAUUCUACUAGGUGGACACGGAAUUGGCUGGACCAGGGGAUUAAAAUUGGAGGGCGAAAUUCUUGGAAAAAGGAAAAAAGAAGAAAGGAGCGAGACACAUCAAUUAAUUGGGGGUCUCUUUUGUUAUUUUGGGGCGAAAGAAAAAAAGCAGGGCGCGACAGCAGCUUGGGACACGCAAUUGGAGAGGUGGGACCGGAGGGGAAUUCUUUUUUUGGUUCCGGGAGAGAGGCGAUAGAAGAUUUGAGCAGCGCCGAGAGGAGAAGAGCGCGAGCAGCAAUUGAAGCCCACCAGUAGCAGCGCCAAUUGGAGUGAAAAUCAGAAUUUGCGAUUUAUUUUGUAUCAGUAUUUUCUCUUCUUCUCGUUACUAGUUUCAUGAUGAUUAAAAACAUGAUUAUAUCUUUUGAUUUCGUCAUGAACUAAACCCCAAUUUCUGGGGGAAACACCAUAGGACGUAGCUAUUUCUAGAAUUGAAUGAUUGAUUCAUAGUUCUUUUCUUCCAAUCUCUAUUGCAUGAAAUUACUUAAUGCUUUGUGUUGACUGGCCACCAAUACAUUGAUUUGUAGUUAAUUAGGUUAUUAGCGACAGUGAAACCCUAUUAACUGAACAUAUUUCAUGUGACAUAGUAACUUAUCGAAGCGACAGUGGAUUAAAUAAGGUGCUAUGCGGUCUUAAAUAGGAUAUCGGUCUUCAGGCUAAAUAAUUAAGUCAUUGAGCUACACAGUAGGAUUUGAUUUAAUUGUUUAGUACGUAGUAAUUCCCGACAGGGAUAGCUAGCACAUUCGUGAUAUCCUGGCUAUAGAGAGUUGGAUUAAAUUGAUUGGAAUAUGUGAAUUAAUCUGGAUAGGAUAGGUAGUGAAUCCCGGUGUUUCUCCCAGAGCUUUCUCCCAUUUUCUCCCGACCAUUUUACUUUGCUUAAUUAGUUUAAUUAUUUUGCUAGUAGUUAAUAAUCUCAUUAAACCAUUUUCACCUAUAGUUUGCUCUACAAACUUGAUAAAAUUUAAGGUUGUACCAGUCCCUGAGAGACGAUACCCGGACUUUCCGGUUUACUACGAGAUAGGAUUAAGGCAUACGCUUUUGCCCUAUCAGCGCACCAGCGAGGUUGAUUUCACCUCUCUGGCGUCUUCUUCUCAAUUCCCAGCGUAGUUGACAACACCUUCUACCGAAUAUUGGCAGUGAGAUUUGUAUGUAUUGGUAGUGAUCUACCAUUUUGGUAGUUAUCUGCACAUUGGUAGUGAUCUUAAAAUGGUAGUGAUAUUUUGGUGGAUUGGUAUGUUAUUUGAUCUUGCAAUGGUUGUGGUCAAGAUGGGUUGCACUGUUAUUUGAUCUUGCAAUAGUAUGUGUGUGCGCUUUUGGUGAGACUGGCAUGCAUUGGUAGUGAUCUAUCAUUUUGGUAGUUAUAUGACCACUUUGUUAGUGAUCUGCCUGUGUGGUAUGGUAGUGUUCAUUGUUAUAUGUGCAAUGAUAUUGUUCUAAUUUUAUGGAAUGGUAUUGGUUACCUUUUUUUCAUUUUAUCAUGCAUACACCGUUUUGUUUGUUGUGGUAUUGAUUACCUUUUUCUUCCUUCUGUCUUGAUCUCGCAGAACCAUAUAGUAGUUUAAUUGUCCAAUAAUUACUUUCCGUAAUUAUCUAUCCCAAUCAUACACGUAAAUCAUACACGUAAUUAAUAUGAUAGUAAUGAUUGUAAUGAACACAAAAUACCAUUUCUAUCCCUAGUAGCCACGGUGAUUACUAAUACUAAGUAAUCACCGUAACCUCUCCCCACAAUACAUAUUAUUUUUUAUGUGGUACAUGUAUGAAUAUCACGUUUGGAUGAAUUAUAAGUAGUGGUAUUAUUGAUGUGCUAUUUGCACUCAAAUUUUUUAUUUUACCAAUUUGUCCUUCUUAAUAUUAUGUCUUGCUAUCUUGUGUGCAUACUUGGUCAACAUGCAUAUGGUACAGUAUUAGUAUGUAUGUAGUUCAAAACAUCAUUUUAAUAUAAAGUGUGUUAAAAUAAUCAAAUAUUUUAUAAAAUAUCAAAAGGUAAAUUUUAGAUGGUAAAAAUUUGUAUGGAGUUAUACUUUAUUUUUAAUAAAAGAGUGUUUCAAUACAUAUUGAAUUUGUAUUAGCGUCAAGCAUGAUUAAGGUAAGAGGUGCAAUCAAAUAAUGGAUAUGGCCUUAUGGGGAUAAUUGGAGAGCAAGAUACAAAAGGAGGGACUAAAAAUUAGAGGGUAGUUUGGGGUUUACAAAAAAGAAAUGAUGAUAUAAUUGGAACAAUAAAAGACAAUAAUCUUUUGGGUAUGCUUGUGGUGACUUGCAAGUCACUGUAACUUGGAGAAAAUAGAUCGACCUCUUUCAAGUCACGGUGACUUGCAAGUCACCAUAGCAAAGUCCUAAUCUUUUAUGUGGGGUUGUUCUUUCCUGCGAAAGCUGAUCCAACAAUUGAGGCCUUAGCAUAUGUCACUUUUGCAGGUUGCCUUGACACUAAGAAGUCUACAUCAUGCUGGUGUAUUCAUUUGGCAAUUUUCUUGUCUCAUGAAGGUGUCGCAAAGAAGACAAAGUUUCGAAAUCAUUAACUGAAGUCGAGCACAGGUCAAUCUCAUAAGCUAUUUUUAAACUUAUUUGGCUGCAACGGGUGCUUUUUGAGUUGGAGGUCAAGUGUCGAAUACCUAUGAAGCUCCAUGGAGAUAACUCAAGUGCAACACAUAUGGUAAUUAAUCCAAUUUUACAUUAGUGUAACAAGCAUAUAGAGGUAAAUCUACAUUACAUACGUCAGUUGGUGGCAGAAGUAGUUAUACAGCUCAGUUAUUUGACCAUAGAAGAUCAAACAACAGAUUUGUUGACAUAGACAGUUGCAUCAAGUAGACACUCGUAACUUUCAUACAAAUUGAUGUUGCGUACUCAAUGUCAAUUUGAGGGAGGAUGUUAAUUAAGGAGGAGCCUUUUGUAAUUGUACAUCUGAGUUGUUGCUAAAGUUUGUGGUGGAAAUUAUAAAUAUUGUACACGGUU